Molecule: messenger RNA, 6884 nt
Organism: Ahaetulla prasina
Lineage: Eukaryota; Metazoa; Chordata; Lepidosauria; Squamata; Colubridae
Product: zinc finger protein 208-like
Exons: 4
Coding region: 253-3690 (1145 amino acids)
Source: RefSeq, a predicted model, not a curated record
UACACGCCGGUUGCCAAGCGCCCGGAUUUAAUGACGUCACUGAGAGGCUAUUCCGAGGCGUAAUUGCGAGGCUGGCGGACACCCGGUGCAGGAGGACGGACGAGCCCAGCGGAGGAAGAAAGCGCCGGCCGAGAGGAGAGGAGCGACCUCGCGGAGCAGCCCUGCCCACCUCAGGCGAGGUUCCCCGGGAGGCAGCGGCGAUAAGAAAAUCCCGGCUGCUCCGGGGCUGCCGAAGAGCCGCCCGCAAACGGGAUGAGCCGGAGCCGAAGGGGGAUGCUUGGGGGAAGAAUCGGAGAGAAGGACGGAAAGGCGGGAACAAUCAGAGCCGCCGAGAUGCUCCCGGAGCGCGUGGAGUCCUUCAGCACAGACGGAAAACACGGGAAUCCCCGAAGAAGAAAAAUCCAACGGGGAGAAAAAAAACUCGACUGCACAGAAUGUGAAAAAUCCUUCAAAACAAACCAGCAGCUUCAAAACCACCUGAGAACCCAUUCAGGAGAAAAACUCUAUCAGUGCCAGGAAUGUGGAAAGAGCUUCUGUGUGAGGGGAAAUCUUGAUAAGCAUCAAAGAAUUCACACUGGAGAAAAACCAUACAAAUGCGAGGAGUGUGGAAAGAGCUUUGCUCGAGACAGAUACCUCCAUCAACAUCAAAAAAUUCACACAGGAGAAAACCCAUAUAAAUGUCUGGAAUGUGGAAAGAGCUUCAAUCAGAUGGACAGUCUUUAUAGACAUCAAAGAAUCCACUUGGGAGAAAAAUCUUACAAAUGCCUGGAGUGUGGAAAGAGCUUCAAUGUGAGUGGAAGAUUCUAUGUUCAUCAAAGAAUUCACACUGGAGAAAAACCCUACAAAUGCAUGGAGUGUGGAAAGAGCUUUAUUCAUGGUGGAUCUCUCCAUCAACAUCAAAGAAUUCACACUGGAGAAAAACCUUACAAAUGCCUGGAGUGUGGAAAGAGCUUUACUCAGGGUGGACACCUCCGUGAACAUCAAAGAAUCCACAUAGGAGAAAAACCCUACAAAUGCCUGGAGUGUGGAAAGAGCUUUGCUUGGAAUGGAAACCUCCGUCAACAUCAAAAAAUUCACACAGGAGAAAAACCAUAUAAAUGUCUGGAAUGUGGAAAGAGCUUUACUCACAAUGGAUACCUACAUCAACAUCAAAGAAUUCACACAGGAGAAAAACCUUAUAAAUGCCAGGGUUGUGGAAAGAGCUUCGGUCAGAUGGGCAGUUUUUAUAGACAUCAAAAAAUCCACUCAGCAGAAAAACCCUACAAAUGCCUGGAGUGUGGAAAGAGCUUUACUCAGGGUGGAAACCUCAGUAAACAUCAAAGAAUUCACACUGGAGAAAAACCCUACAGAUGCCUGGAGUGUGGAAAGAGCUUUACUGUAGUUGGGAACCUCCGUCUCCAUCAAAUAAUUCACACUGGAGAAAAACCCUACAAAUGUCUGGAGUGUGGAAAGAGCUUUACUCAGAGUGGAUCUCUCCAUCAGCAUCAAAGAAUUCACACUGGAGAAAAACCUUACAAAUGCCUGGAGUGUGGAAAGAGCUUUACUCGGGGUGGAUACCUCCGUGAACAUCAAAAAAUUCACACAGGAGAAAAACCAUAUAAAUGUCUGGAAUGUGGAAAGAGCUUUACUCAGAGUGGAUCUCUCCAUCAACAUCAAAGAAUUCACACAGGAGAAAAACCUUAUAAAUGCCAGGAUUGUGGAAAAAGCUUUGGUCAGAUGGACUGUCUUUAUAAACAUCAAAGGUUCCAUUCAGCAGAAAAACCUUACAAAUGCCUGGAGUGUGGAAAGAGAUUCAAUGUGAAAGAUAGUUUUUAUAGACAUCAAAGAAUUCACACUGGAGAAAAACCUUACAAGUGCCUGGAGUGUGGAAAGAGCUUUACUCAGGGUGGAAACCUCAGUAAACAUCAAAGAAUUCACAUACGAGAAAAACCGUAUGAAUGCCUGGAGUGUGGAAAGAGCUUUACUCAGAGUGGACACUGUGAACAUCAAAGAAUUCACACUGGAGAAAAACCAUAUAAAUGUCUGGAAUGUGGAAAGAGCUUUACUCGGGGUGGAUACCUACGUCAACAUCAAAUAAUUCACACAGGUGAAAAACCUUAUAAAUGCCAGGAUUGUGGAAAGAGCUUUAGGCUAUCCCGACGCCUUCAAAACCACCUGAGAACCCACACAGGAGAAAAACCCUAUCAGUGCCAGGAAUGUGGAAAGAGCUUCAGUGUGAGGGGAAAUCUUUGUAGACAUCAAAUAAUUCACACCGGAGAAAAACCCUACCAGUGUCUGGAAUGUGGAAAGAGCUUCAAUCUGAGGAUAACUCUUGAUAAUCAUCAGAGAAUUCACACCGGAGAAAAACCUUAUAAAUGUCUGGAAUGUGGAAAGAGCUUCCGUCACACCAGCGGUCUUUAUAUACAUCAAAGAAUCCACUCAGGAGAAAAAUCUUACAGGUGCCUGGAGUGUGGAAAGAGCUUUAAUGUGAAGGGAAAUUUUUAUAAUCAUCAAAGAAUUCACUCUGGAGAAAAACCCUACAAAUGCAUGGAGUGUGGAAAGAGCUUUACUCAGGGUGGACACCUCCGUGAACAUCAAAGAAUUCACACUGGAGAAAAACCAUACAAAUGCCUGGAGUGUGGAAAGAGCUUUGCUCAGGAUGGACACCUCCGUCAACAUCAAAGAAUUCACACAGGAGAAAAACCAUAUAAAUGUCUGGAAUGCGGAAAGAGCUUCAAUCAGAUGGACAGUCUUUAUAGACAUCAAAGAAUCCACUCAGGAGAAAAAUCUUACAAAUGCCUGGAGUGUGGAAAGAGCUUCAAUGUGAGUGGAAAUUUUUAUAAUCAUCAAAGAAUUCAUACUGGAGAAAAACCCUACAAAUGCAUGGAGUGUGGAAAGAGCUUUACUCAUGGUGGAUCUCUCCAUCAACAUCAAAGAAUUCACACUGGAGAAAAACCUUACAAAUGCCUGGAGUGUGGAAAGAGCUUUACUCAGGGUGGACACCUCAGUAAACAUCAAAGAAUCCACAUAGGAGAAAAACCCUACAAAUGCCUGGAGUGUGGAAAGAACUUUACUCAGGGUGGACACCUCCGUGAACAUCAAAGAAUUCACACAGGAGAAAAACCAUAUAAAUGUCUGGAAUGUGGAAAGAGCUUUACUCAGAGUGGAUACCUUCGUCAACAUCAAAGAAUUCACACAGGAGAAAAACCUUAUAAAUGCCAGGAUUGUGGAAAGAGCUUCAGUCAGAUGGGCAGUUUUUAUAGUCAUCAAAGAAUCCACUCAGCAGAAAAACGCUACAAAUGCCUGGAGUGUGGAAAAAGAUUCAAUGUGAAAGGAAGUUUUUAUCGACAUCAAAGAAUUCACACUGGAGAAAAACCCUACACAUGCCUGGAGUGUGGAAAGAGCUUCAAUGUGAGGGGAAAUUUUAAUAAUCAUCAAAGAAUUCACACUGGAGAAAAACCUUACAGAUGCCUAGAGUGUGGAAAGAGCUUUACUCAGGUUGGAAACCUCCGUCUCCAUCAAAGAAUUCACAGUGGAGAAAAACCCUACAAAUGCCUGGAGUGUGGGAAGAGCUUUGCUCGGGAUGGACACCUCCGUCAACAUCAAAGAAUUCAUACUGGAGAAAAACCUUAUAAAUAUCGGGAGUGUGGAAAGAGGAGAACUAACAGGAGUAAUCUUUAUAAAUAUCAAAGAAACCAUUCAAAUAUUUAAGGAAGUUAAAUACUUGGGAAUAUAUUUAUCAGCCAGAUGCGCAAUGAUAAAAGUAUACAAUUAUAUAAAAGGAGCUGGAUACUCGUGCUCCACUAUGAAACUAUGUGAUCGGGCUUGAUGAAUCGACACUUACACCUUGAAACUUAAUGAGUAGUUAUGAUCGGCCUCUCCUCUCCCCUUCUCUCCCUCAGGCUUGCCCCACAGAAGCCUCUCCUAUUCCCCUUCUCUUUCUCAGCCUAGCCCCACUGAUCCUCUCCUAUCCCCUUCUCUCCCUCAGACUUGCCCCACAGAGGCCUCUCAUAUCUUAUAUCCUUCUUUCCCUCAGUCUAACUCCUUAGCAUUACAGCGUUUUUCAGGUGGGGAGGAGGAGUAGAUUGUCUAAAUUCCCAGCCUGGAGGCCGGAUGAGUCAUGCAUUAGCCACACCGAUGCCCAAGUGGCAGUUGGAACAGAGUUCUUUUCAGAGGGGGGGUAGAACAUCUAACUCCUUAGCAUCAUAGCGCGUUAAUAAUAAUAUAAGAAAUACUAAUGAUCUGAUGGUCAUUUUGAAAAAUCCUUUCUUAACAAGCACCUAUAAGCCAAGAGGAACAUACGUGCCAAAUUUCAAGUUUGUAGGCUUUACGGUUUGGAGAUUUCAUGAUGAUGCGUGAGUGGUAUUUCACUUUUAUAUAUAUAGAUUACUUAAGCAAAUAAACUUAGAUUUGGAAAAAUGGAAAAAAUCUACAUCAAUGCUGGGAAGAAUUGCUACGUAAAAAUGAAUAUCCUACCAAAAUUGAUUUUCCUGUUCCAAACAGCACCUAUAAAAAUUGAAAAGAAAUUAUUUCAUGAUUUGAAUAAAUUGAUUUUGAAAUUUAUUUGGGAAGGAAAAAAAGAGAAUAAAAUGGAAAAUGUUACAAGAAUCUAAAGAAAAUGGAGGGUUUGGACUGCCAGAUUGGUUUUUGUAUUGUGAUAACAUGGCUAAAAGGAUGGAUAACCCUCAGUCACAAAAGACUGUUAUAUUUAGUUUUGAAAGAGCUUUACUCAGGGUGGACACCUCCGUUAACAUCAAAGAAUCCACUCCAGAGAAAAACCAUAUAAAUGCCUGGAAUGUGGAAAGAGUUUCCAUGUGAGGUGAACUCUUUAUAAUCAUCAAAGAAUUCACACCUGAAAAAAAAAUGUGGAAAGAGGUAUAGUUGGCUGAGAAACCUUUAUACACAUCAAAGAAUCUACUCAGGAGAAAUACUCUGUAAAUGCCUUGACUGUGGAAAGACCUUUAAUCAGAAGAACAACUUUAAUAGGCAGCAAUUAUCCAUUCUCGGGAAAAGCCCUAUAAAUGUGGAAAGAAUUUUAUUGACGGUGGAAACCUGUACCAACAUGUUUCACUAACCAGCAAAAUCAGUUCAGCUCUGACUGAAAUGCUCCAAGAUUUUUCAAGGUAUAAGAAAUUCCUUGAAUAUUUAUUACUGACCUAACCUAAAAAGGCAAGUAUUUGGAUCCUUACACUUCAUUGCCAUCUCAAAUUGUAUGUGGCAGUGUGAGCAAGGACUGUAUCAUCAACUCAAAUAUUCCAUAGUACAUAAACUUCCGAAACAUUUUACUGUUCUUUCCAUAACUAGUCAGUAAAUAGUAACCACAGUUAACAUUGGUUCAGUUUUACUACUGUUUUACUGCUGUUAAUAUAAAAGGAACAUUUUACUUAGCUUAAUUUGAAUUCUAUUACAAAUUAUUACGUGUUUUGCCUGAUCACAUUUUUUUCUUACAAAUCAAUCCACAUCUUGCAGAUUGUGCAAGGGAGCAACAGUAUUCAAUUGUACAUUCUUAUAUAAUCAUUGCAAAUGUAAUUCAGAGGUGCUGUAGUUAAAUAUAUUACUUAGCAAGGUGGGCCAGAGUCGGUCUUUCCUUUCAGUAGUAGAGGUUCGUGCUGAAGGCAACCUUCAACAGCAGCAGCUCCUUUACCUUCUCUUCCUGGCUCUGUAAAUAUAUCCCAAGUAUGAACUAUUUGCAUCUCAGCCUUUCCAUCUUGGCUGGAAUACAUCUCUCCCAACACAGCUGAUGUGCAGCAAGCCGAGAAAGCCAGAUAUAUGCCACAGUACCCAAAGCUACUUCCUCUCAGGUGUCUUCUCAGGGCCAAAUGUAACCCCUCUCUCUAAAGUAGCUUUGUGAUCCAGCUUUAGAGACCUUUUGUUAGGUUUUGCCAAUUACUAUUUUUAAUGCAACAGAAGGGGGAAUGUUUGAACACAUGAUAUAAGAUAAUCUUACUACCUGUAAUUGACUUGCAAUCGCUUAGUAAGCCAGACAAAUCUUAUUUCAUUCUUUAACAAAUUCAUUAAAUUAGUGGACCACCAAAAUGCAUACUUGAUAUAGCAUACUUGGAUUUCAGUAAGGCAUUUGACAAAGUAGACCACAGCCUACUACUUGAUAAAUUAUAAAGAUGGGGGUUAGACAGCAUCAGUGCCAGAUGGAUUCAUAACUGAUAGACAAACCACUCUCAACAUGUAGUCCUUGUACCUAUCUGGAGGAAAAUAAGCAGUGGGGUUUCCCACAGUUCUGUCUUAGGGCCAGUACAUUUCAACAUCUUCAUAAAAAAUAUAGAUGGGAUAUAAGGAGAACUCAUCAGAUUUGCAGAUGACCCCAAGCUGGCAGCGAUAGCCAACACUCCAAAUAUAGGCUCAGGAACCAGAUGGAUCUUGAUAGUCUUGACCACUGGGCCCAUGUAACAAAACAAAAUUCAAUUGUGAGAAAGGUUAAGUUUUACACAGACAAGAAAAAGCAAAUGUACAGGUAAAUAGACCAGUAGAAAGCAUGUCUUAGUAAAUAUAUGCUGUAUUCCAUUGGAAAGGUACAAUUAAUAAUAAUAAUAAUAAUAAUAAUAAUAAUAAUAAUAAUAAUAAUAAUAAUAAUAAUAAUAAUAAUAAUAAUAAUAUUUUAAUUUGUAUACCGCCCUUCUCCCGAAGGACUCAGGGCGGUGAACAGGCAGAUAAAAUAUAAAUACACACAAUAAUUUAAAAACAACCCUUAAAAAACUAAUUUAAAUGCCCAAAACGUUAAAAAACAUACUCCCCUGUAAAAUAACACAAUUUUAAAAACCCAUCCAAUAAAAAUAAAAAUCAGGCUAGUCCAGCCAUAUGAAAUAAAUAAGUUUUAAGUUCGCGGCGAAAGGUCCUAAGGUCAGGUAAUUGUCGAAGUCCGAGGGGAAGUUCGUUCCACAGGGUCGGAG